Molecule: messenger RNA, 201 nt
Organism: Sparassis crispa
Lineage: Eukaryota; Fungi; Basidiomycota; Agaricomycetes; Polyporales; Sparassidaceae
Exons: 3
Coding region: 1-201 (66 amino acids)
Source: RefSeq, a predicted model, not a curated record
AUGUGCUACAUCAUGACUCUCGGAAUGGUGGGGGGCAGUUACAUGGCACCUGCGGACACGAACUCGUGGCCGCAUCAGCAUCGUCGUCUCCGCUCUACAUGCAACGACACAAUCGAUGUUAAGCCAAUGCAGAUGCACCAUGUCCCGCCCAGCGUGGAAGGCCAGCCCAGAAAAUGCCGGACCCCACACCCCGCUGCGUAA